AUGGAACUGUGGAAGCAGUGUGCCCACUGGCUUAUCCAGUGCCGGGUGCUGCCCCCGAAUCACAGAGUGACCUUGGAGGGUGCCCAAGUAUGUGAUUUAGCCCAGGCCUUGCGUGAUGGUGUUCUUCUCUGCCAGCUUCUCAACAACCUCUUGCCUCAUGCUGUCAAUUUACGGGAGAUCAAUCUGCGCCCUCAAAUGUCCCAGUUCCUGUGUCUCAAGAAUAUCCGAACCUUCCUCACCACCUGCUGUGAGAAGUUUGGUCUGCGCAAGAGUGAUCUCUUCGAGGUCUUUGACCUGUUCGAUGUGAAGGAUUUUGCAAAGGUGAUUGACACCUUAUCAAUACUGUCAUGGACACAAGUUGCCCAGAACAAAGGGUUCAUGCCAUUUCCUACAGAAGAUAGCAUCACUGAUGAUGAUAUAUACAGUGGCUUAUCAGACCAGAUUGAUGAUACCAUGGAGGAAGAUGAUGACCUCUACGAUUGUGUAGAGAAUGAGGAGGCAGAAGGGGAUGAGAUCUACCAGGACCUGAUGAGGCCAGAGCCAGGUGUCACGCCGAGGAUGACUGAACUGGACAAGAGGAAAUGCUGCCUUCAAGAGAUCCAACAGACAGAGGAGAAGUACACAAGCACACUAGAAUCCAUUCACCAGCAUUUCUUGAAACCGCUGCAACUGUUUUUGCGACCUCAGGACCUGGAGAAUAUUUUUAUUAACAUUGAGGAACUUGUGAAGGUUCAUCGGUUCUUUCUGGGAGAUCUGAAAAAUGCAUUGUCUUUUAGCAACUCCCAGAACCUCUACCAGGUGUUCAUCAGAUAUAAAGAGAGGUUCUUGCUGUAUGGGCGAUACUGCAGCCAGGUAGAAGCAGCCACUAAAUACUUAGACCAGGUAGCCAAUACGAGUGUGGAUGUGCGCAUGAAACUGGAGGAAUGUUCCCAACGAGCCAAUAAUGGCCGCUUCAGCCUGCGUGACCUUCUCAUGGUCCCUAUGCAACGGGUGCUGAAAUACCAUCUGCUCCUGCAGGAACUGAUCAAAUAUACAGUGGAGCCGACGGAAAAGGAGAACCUGAGGCAAGCGCUCGACGCUAUGCGGGAUCUGGCUCAAUGUGUGAAUGAGGUCAAGAGGGACAAUGAAACACUGAAACAGAUCACUAACUUCCAACUCUGCAUAGAGAACCUGACACAAUCCCUGGCUCACUUUGGAAGACCGAAGAUUGAUGGGGAACUCAAGAUCAUCUGUGCGGAGAAGCGCUCCAAAAUGGACAGGUACGCUUUCCUCCUGGAUAAAGCCCUGUUAAUCUGCAAACGAAAAGGGGAUUCAUACGAUAUGAAAAAAUUUGUUAAUCUAUCCAGCUACCAGGUUCGGGAUGACUCUUCUGUGGAGAAGGACAACAAGAAGUGGACUCACAUGUUUGUUCUCAUUGAGCUUAAUGGUUCCUCAGGCUAUGAGCUAUACUUCAAGACGCGGGAGCUGAAAAAGAAGUGGAUGGAACAAUUUGAAAUGGCCCUCUCCAAUAUCUACCCUGAAAAUGCCACAGCAAAUAGACACGAGUUCCACAUGUACUCCUUUGAGGAGACUACCUCUUGCAAAGCCUGUCAGAUGCUGCUGAGAGGGACCUUCUACCAGGGCUACCGUUGCACCAAAUGCCGUUUGCCUGCUCACAAGGAGUGUCUGGGCCGAGUGUCACCAUGUGGAAAGUCCAGCUCAGAGUCUGGAUCUACUGUGAAAAAGAAUAAAUCCAAUCGGCAUACCCUGGAGAGAGAAAAAAAUGAUCUGGGACUGCCGAAGUUGGAAGUCUGCCAAGAGUAUUAUGGUCUGCCUCCCCCACCUGUGGCAUUCGGUCCACCACUGAGACUCAAUGUGGGGGAUAUUGUGGAGCUAAACAAAGCAGAGGCAGAGCAGCUGUGGUGGCAGGGAAGAAACGCAUCUAGCAAUGAGGUCGGCUGGUUUCCUUGCAAGAAAGUGAAGCCUUAUGUCUCUACUCCCCCUCCAGAUCUAUCAGUUUAUCUCUGGUAUGCAGGACCUAUGGAGAGGGCAGAAUCAGAACAAAUCCUUGCCAGUCGUUCAGAUGGGACUUACCUGGUGCGGCAGAGAAUCAAAGAUGCAACUGAAUUUGCUAUCAGCAUCAAGUUCAAUACCGAGGUCAAGCACAUCAAAAUCCAGACCAAGGAUGGUUUGUAUCGCAUCACAGAGAAGAAAGCCUUUAAAGGACUUGUAGAACUGGUGGAGUUUUACCAAGAGAACUCCUUGAAGGAUUGCUUCAAGAGCCUCGAUACCGUGCUGCAGUUUUCUUUCAAAGAACCUGAGAGUAAAACACUGUCCAAAGCAUCUGGGAAAAACCUGAAGUACUUUGGUUCAGCUAAGGCUCGAUAUAGUUUCUCUGCACGAGACCGGACUGAAUUGUCCCUCACAGAGGGAGACAUCAUAAAGAUUCUGAACAAGAAAGGGCAGCCUGGAUGGUGGAAGGGAGAGAUCUAUGGCCGGGUUGGCUGGUUCCCUGCAAAUUAUGUGGAGGAGGAUUAUUCAGAGUAUUGCUGAGGACACAGCCCAGAUGGAUAUAUUGAAAGAUUAUUUGGCAGCACAUCUUGAAACAACCAACAGAAACAGUCUGUUUACUUCCAUGAGCUAAUGCAAAAACUACUAUUAUUUAUGAACUCUCUUUAGUCCCCACCUCCCAUCAGUUCCUGUCCUUCACUGUGUGUUUAAUAAACCAGGUGGUUAAUAAGAA
Molecule: messenger RNA, 2722 nt
Organism: Elgaria multicarinata webbii
Lineage: Eukaryota; Metazoa; Chordata; Lepidosauria; Squamata; Anguidae
Gene: VAV1
Product: vav guanine nucleotide exchange factor 1
Exons: 27
Coding region: 1-2532 (843 amino acids)
Biological process (GO): regulation of GTPase activity; cell migration; intracellular signal transduction
Cellular component (GO): cytoplasm
Molecular function (GO): guanyl-nucleotide exchange factor activity; protein binding
Source: RefSeq, a predicted model, not a curated record